Molecule: messenger RNA, 888 nt
Organism: Fraxinus pennsylvanica
Lineage: Eukaryota; Viridiplantae; Streptophyta; Magnoliopsida; Lamiales; Oleaceae
Source: the annotation of a GenBank genome assembly
AUGGGGUCAAACUUGGUCCAACCGAUGGUUGCAGCACUAAUUUCAGCUAUAAUUGCUGCCAGAGCUUAUAAAAAGAAUUCACUUAACCUCUCUGGGGCUCUUCUUGGUUUCACUGUCAUGACCAUUCAUAUUGCUGUGAAUUACAGGUUUGGAGCUGUGUUGCUCGUCUUCUUUUUCACUUCCUCUAAGUUCACAAAAUUUGGAGAGGAUAAAAAGCGAAAAGUUGAUGCGGAUUUCAAGGAGGGGGGCCAACGCAAUUGGAUACAAGUUCUAUUUAAUAGUGGCAUUGCAUCCAUUUUAGUCUUGAUUGCUUGGAAGUUAGCAGGAGCACAAGAUAGUUGUCUAAAUUCAAAAGAAUCAAGUCUUAUGACUGCUCUAAUGGGUGGUAUUAUUGGUCACUAUUGUUGCUGCAAUGGAGAUACCUGGUCAUCAGAGCUUGGAAUUCUUAGUGAUGAGCAACCUUUAUUGAUCACAACCUUAGAGCCAGUUCAGAGGGGUACAAAUGGUGGUGUAACAAAAGCCGGACUUCUAGCAGCUGCAGCAGGGGGCAGUGUCAUUGGACUGGCAUUUGUUAUUUUAGGAUUUUUCACCACCAAAUGCACGUUAGAUGUAACCCUGAAGCAGCUAUUAUUGAUACCCCUUUCAGCUGUUGCAGGACUAUGUGGAAGUGUUAUAGAUUCUUUGUUGGGAGCAACAUUGCAGUUCAGUGGUUUCUGCAGUGUUCGUAAAAAGGUUGUUGGAAAACCAGGACCAACUGUAAAGAGAAUCUCUGGUCUUAGUAUUCUUGAUAACAAUGCUGUGAACCUCGUCUCUGUAUUUUUGACAGAGGCUAGAAUAGGUGGACCCGUAGAGAACCUGUCAAAUGAUAGGGAUGGUUCUGCUGGUUAA